UGAAGGAAUCUCAAAACUUUUCCAACAAACAGUGCCAUGGUCUGUUUUACUGUUUAACUUCGCCUCCGGCUUUUCCGCGAAAGUCAAAAUAACGGUUUCGUUGCCAAACUGUGUGUGUCGGUGAUGAAGUGGAUGCUGCUGACUGCUUGGAAGAAGGAAAGUUGCGAGAGGAAAAACUUCUGGAAUGAUGCCCUAGCGACUCCAUCCCUCCCUCCAAAGUUCAGCUAAGGUGGCUAACGUUAGCUAGCGUAGGACUCGGCUUGCUAACUCUGAUGUGAAAGUUAAUAGAAUAGGAUACACGUUUCUCCAGACGUCAAAACAAGUAGUAACACUUCACCUGAUAUAGUGGAGAAGCGCGUGAGGAUAUCUAACGCUUGUGGCAAACUGAAAAGCGUUCAUCCUUGGCUUGUUAUUUUAGCCAUACCAGGUUACAGUAUCAAGCUAAUCAUUUUAGCAAAGUGGAGCUAGCUGACAGACAGCUAGCCUCCGUUAAGUGAAGUUAUCCAGAGUUAGCGUUAGUUAAAACUCUGUGAGAAAUGGCAUGACACUCUUCUCGUUUACCAGCUAAUCUCCAUCAUAAUAAGACUGCAGCAAUUUUAACUCAUCUGGAAACUCAACAAGUUUAUACAUUGACCAACUGAAUAGUAUCACUACUUGCUGAAUAGUAUUUGAGGAGAUGUGAAGGGAUGAGAAAGGGAGAUAAGCCUCAUGAACAUAGCAUGAGAAAGUAAUUGAGUAGCCCGGAUGUACUUACUCGCGUCAUCGUUAUCAACUUGAGUUGAGCUGUAAAAGUCUGUAGGAAUGGCAUGGGAAGCCAGUUAACACAUUUGACAGUGUUAGUAAAGAGACUGGACCACUUUGACACUUUCUUCCACCAUUUUUGCCUUUUCUGCUCGGUCACUUCCCUGCCUCUUUAUUAAGACUUUCUGGGGAGCAUACUGCAGUUUGGAGCCUUCCUGCAUUAUUGUCACCAUUGUUCAUCACCCACAUCCAGAGGGCCUGCAUCUUGGAUGAAGUGGAGAGUGCUACAAUGAAGGUGACAGUGACAUUUGGGCAGACAGGUGUGGUGGUGCCCUGCAAGGAGGGGUGGACUGUGAGGGACCUCAUCCAGCAAGCCACGCAGAGAUACAGAAAACUGCUGGAACAGGAAGGAGAUUUCCUGGUCCGGACUCACCAUGUUGAAUACUGUGACGGGGGGAUUCUGGACCCUGAUGAUAUACUCAGUGAUCUUGUAGAAGACAAGGACAAGCUGAUGGCAGUGUAUGAGGAGCAGGAAGCCCAGCAGAGGGGUGUGGCUAACCCGAGGCUAGCCCCCAGCCCCGACCUCCACCAAUCCGAGCUGUCCGUCUUCCAGCCAAUCGCAGGAGGAGAGAUUGAAGUCAAUUCCUCAGCCCUCAAGUCCAACACCCCCCUGUUGGUGAGAAGCAGCAGUGACUCAGCGCUCAGCCCGCAGCCCACAGAGACCGAACAUUCGCUCAAUGAGGACACCGCCAGGAUGGCGUCCAGUCCCGCUGUGGAGAGGCCAGCAGGGGUGGAGCGGCCCCAAGGCAAACACACCUAUAACGGCAGCCUGACUAGAACAGUGGAGAUCCUGGGAGAGGACAGCCCCCUGGGAAUCCAUGUGGUCCCUUACAGCUCAUCACUCAGUGGACGGUCUCUUGGUCUGUACAUUCGUGGAGUGGAGGAGGAGAGUCGCUCGAGAAAGGAGAGCUUGUUUCAAGAGGACGAGUGCAUCGUCAUGAUCAACAAUGCCGACCUCAUGGACAAGACGUUCAGCCAAGCGCAGGAAGUGUUCCGUCAGGCAAUGCGCUCCCAAGUUGUCCGCUUGGAAGUAGUUCCCUCCUCCAACAGAGAACGCUAUGAAAAGAGUCUGAUCGGUCAGCUGUUUGGCAACAGUUCCGCUCCCGACACCAGCCCCCGAAUCGCCAAGUCCAAAGCGCCACCUCCACCUGUCAAAGCCAAACCUGUGUUCAAGCCCUCUGAGAAUCCAACCACGCGAUUGGCAGAGGAAGCCGCCUCUACGGACGCUGCUGUUAGUACACCCAAGGGGAGGAGUGAGAGCCCCCUUCUUAAGAAAGGUCCUGCCCUCUCCAGCCUGGUGACCAAUAAGAAAGGAGGACGAAGACUGAGGAUCGAUCUAAAGAAAGGCUCAGAAGGUCUUGGUUUUACUGUCGUAACCAGAGAUUCUUCGGUCCACGGGCCUGGUCCUAUUCUGGUCAAAAAUAUUCUGGCACGUGGAGCCGCUGUCAAAGAUGGACGCCUGCAGUCUGGAGACCGCAUACUUGAGGUCAACGGUGUGGAUAUCACAGGUGUGGGCCAAGAGGAGCUGGUGUGUAUGUUACGCAGCACGCGACAGGGAGAGAGUGUGUGUCUCCUGGUCCUCCGGCAGGAAGACAUGUUCCUGCCCCGAGAGAUGAAGGAAGAGAUGUCCCGUGUGACAGGCUUUGUUCCGGAGAAUGGGAAGGAGCAGCUUAUGUUCGAGGUGCCUCUUAAUGACACCGGCUCGGCAGGCCUGGGCAUCAGCCUCAAAGGAAACAAGUCAAGAGAGACCGGAGAGGACCUGGGAAUAUUCAUUAAAUCCAUUAUACAUGGAGGGGCCGCAUACAAGGAUGGGCGUCUGCAUGUCAAUGACCAGAUGGUGGCAGUAAACGGAGAGUCGCUGCUGGGACGCUCCAAUCACGUGGCCAUGGAGACGCUGCGCCGCUCUAUGUCACAGGAGGGAAACACAAGAGGGACAAUCCAACUGGUGGUGCUGAGGGUUUUGAAGGAUCAACACUAUGUGUCACCCAAUCGCUCCUUUGACAGCUCCUCGGGCCUGUCAGGGCCGGUGGGUCCAGUGAACGGUCACUCUCCCCUGCUGAACAACUCUCUCUACGCAUCUAAUGGGCCGGUGGGUCCAGUGAACGGUCACUCUCCCCUGCUGAACAACUCUCUCUACGCAUCUAAUGCGACCAAUGAGGGUUAUUCUUACAUGGACGAGGAAGAGGAGGCGGAGCUGUAUGGACAUGAGACAGAGUUCAGCAGCUCCACCCAACACUCCUAUCUACACGAAAGGGAAAACUCUCACACCUCUAACGCGGCUCAGCCCCAGGCUCCUUCCCAGAACCAGCGGCAGUUCCAGCACGUAAAGGCCUCCAAGAGCAUGGAUCUGGGUACGACUCAGAACCAGCAACACACUGUGGCAGAUGAGAGCAACGUCGGAUCCCUGCUUGGAAACACUGCAGCUCCGUCAACUCCUGUGGAGCUUGGCCCUACGCUCGGCUUAAAGAAGUCCAGUUCCUUGGAGAGUCUCCAGACAGCCAUGUCAGAGGUUAACAGGAAAAACGAACUCCUCCCCUUCCACCGACCUCGCCCAAAUAUGGUCAGAGGAAGAGGCUGCAACGAGAGUUUCCGAGCAGCUAUUGAUAAAUCCUACGAUGGGCCUCCUGAAGAUGAUGAUGAUGACGGCUCGGAGCCGAGUUCAGGCCGGGACACCCCUGCAAGUUGUUCCUCCCGCCAGGGAGCGGGGGAUCGGACAGAGGAGAAAGGCAAAAACAAGAAAAAGAAACCGAAAACAAAGAAAAAGGAAAAGAACAAGGGGAAAGAGAAAGAGAAAAAGAAAACAGAGGAGCCUGAAGAGACGGAGAAGAAGAGCAAGAAAAUAGGCUUCGGCCUGCUGAGAUUCGGGAAGAAAAAAGAAGAGAAGAAGGAGGCAAAAGCAGCUCUGCAGCGACAGAAGUCAGACGUCCUGAGUGAUCAUGAGUUUGAGAGGAUGAAAGACGAGAGGGAAAGGAUCGAGGCAGGGCAUCCUGAGCUGCGAGAGCACCGGCCCGGACACCAGCAAGGUGGUGGCGGCGGCGGCGGCGGGUCGGCGUAUCCAGAUUUUGAAGAUGACGACACAGACCCGAACUAUGCCCGAAUACAGUCCUUCAGGGACCGAGAUAUGGGUUCAAUGCCGCAGCCACUGUCGCAGUCACCUCCCUAUAGUACAAUUCAGCACGCCCAUGCCGGCGCCCCUUCCCCCCAAGGCCCUUCUGCCUUUCCUGGGCAUGGAAAUCAUGGUAACGACCCUGGAGCCAUCCCUGAUGACGACCCCAUUGAUAGGCUGUACGCCAAAGUCAAUAAACCAAGAGGAGCUGGAAGUACGUCUCCUCCUGUCUCUGCUUCUGCCAAUGAAAGUGUGGACAGGAUCCAGCAGCUAAGAAGAGAAUACCAGCAUGCGAGGAGAGAAGGAAUGGUGCCGCCUUAUGAGGAACUGGACCCACGACGCAGAGGACACGAGAACGACGCACACAGGAUGCCAGGCAGAGGGGCAGAUCAUCGGUUGGCACCACGUUAUGAAGAAGUGGAACGACAGUAUGCCUCCUUACCAAGACGAGGACCGUUGGAUCCAGCUGACUACUCCAUGCAACCCUGGUCAGGUCAUUAUCCCGGACCUCCGCAGGCCCAACAGGGAUACCCUCAGUCCGCAACCUACCCUAACCCCAACUCCCAGUCAGCCCCGUCCUACCCUAACCCCAACUCCCAGUCAGCCCCGUCCUACCCUAACCCCAACUCCCAGUCAGCCCCGUCCUACCCUAACCCCAACUCCCAGUCAGCCCCGUCCUACCCGAACCCCAACUCCCAGUCUGCCCCGUCCUACCCAAACCCCAACUCCCAGUCUGCUCCGUCUUACUCCAGCUACCCACCUGGUCAGCCAUAUGUCUGGCAAGGUGAUCCUCGGGGCGUCGACCCUGGAUACUACCCCCACCCAAGCUCCCAGCAGAGAGGACCCUUGCGGCAGGAUGUUCCCCCGUCUCCUAUCCCUCCACUUCGUGGACUUCGGUACGACACUAUGACGCGUGGAACCGGGGGUGGAGGUUACAGGCACCUGGUGGAUCCCAGUCCGGACCAAUAUGGCUAUACUGGGGAGGGAGGGCGACAGCAACAGCAACAGCAAACCAACCCAAGACAGAAGAAUGCCAUGACAGCAGCUGUGUAGACGAAUCAGGUCCAGAGAUGAGAAUGAGCAGAAUGCUAACUGCUUUGUGUUGUGCAGCUCUUCUGCUUGCGGUACUCCAAUGAAAUAGAGUUGAAACCUCUAAAUUGUGUGAUUAGAAUCACCAUCAUUAUCAAACAUUAUCUACGCUGUUUGAAGUAUAUGGUAAUACACAGACAAGCAAGGUAAAGGAGGUUAAUUAUAGAGUGGCCAGCGUGAUGCAUAAUGUCUCAUUGUUUGAAGUCAUUUAAAUUACUUUGAGCCUUCCUGCAGUAUAAAAUUAGCAGGGUUUUUACUUUUCACUGUAGUUAGAUUAAGUCAUCUCUUUCAAGAAUCAGUCAGGUAAUUGGAUCCAUUUAAAUUAACGUAUACAUACAGCUCUACAUACUCUAUAUUGUACAUGCUGGUUUCACUGCUGCUGCUCCACGAAUAAGACAGAUAUUUUACUGUACAAUAUAACAUGUAGUGACAUGUUAACCUUCACAGAAUUAAAUGACACCUUCUAGCAUCAGUGUUUUUGUGCGAUAAAGCCAAAUGUAUCCUUGAGACUGAAGCAGUUUGUGUUUGAGUCGAGUUGAGAUGUAGAAGAUGAUGGAAAAUGUUCUUAAUCACAAAUGUGUAUGAAUUUUAGGUCAUAUUACUAUUAUUGAACUUACGUUUGUCUUUUAAUAUUUCACUUUAUUUAAACUUCUUGGAUAAAAUGUAACAGCCAUCAGUACUUAAUCCAUGGUCCAACCUGUGUUUAUUGAAUCAAUCCAACGUGAUCUGAGUUUUUGCUAUUUUUUUUGGUUUCCCAUCAAACAUCAAAUUCAGAGAUAAUCCAUUGCUUUAAACAAGAAGCUGACAACUACAUUUCUCAAACGUUUAUCAGGAUGCGAAUAUCAAGCUACGAACUUAUCAUUCUGGAAAGAAUGCUUUAACAUGAUAGACAGCAAUGUGAAGCAAGAAAUGAGGACAAACUUCUGCAAUGGUGAAAUAGUUCUUACCCUUUACUAAACCACUACAAUGGGCUGUCACAUGUCAGUCUGGUACCAUUUUCUGGCCAAUAUCUCUAAGGUUCUGGUUUAGCCAGCGGAUAUCCAGCCCAAGUCUUCCUCUUCUGUGCGCUGCUCAUUGUUUACAGUCCAAUUAGCAAUUUUGAGACGCGAAAAUGUAGUUAGAGUUGAAAUACUACGUCUAUGUCCGGAUUGCCUCACAAUUAGCCAAUUGUUGUCAAAUGAUAGCCAACGCCGAAUUGCAUUACAGCCAAUGCGUUCCGCCUCGUUUGCUCUCCACGCGGACUGUUUACCUGCACUCAACCAAACCGCGCUUAAACGUGUCAAUACCAUUCAGACUACAAACUGAAACCAGAACACUUCCAAUACCAAAAUCUUGUACAUACCAAAAUAUGUAUCUUCUGAUUUCAUAUUCAGAUGUCUGUUUAUAUUUGUGUUUAUAGAGAUUAAUGACUUGGAGAUGUCCAUGCUGUUGGGUAACCAGGCAGAAAAGACAAGCGUUUAACUGACCAGUUGCAGAGCUUAUCUUUACUCCCUAUUACUGAGCAGCCUCUUUUUCUCUGUGUUGUCUGUAUACACUAUGUACUGUAGUUUAGAUGCAAUGGAUGUUUGUGGAACAUCUCUGUGACCUGAUGGUGUAGGCGUCACCGCAUGGUGAAGUGCUUACAAGUCCUGUUGAAACCGGUAUUGAGCUUCAGAGUGCUCUUCUCAGCACUGCACCACAGCGUAUAUCCAUUUUGCCACUUACUAAACCAUCAAUUAGGUGUAGCUAAGAGUGAGAGUCCAGCUCAACAUUUCUGUGUAUCACUCCACAAAGCUCAGCAGUAUUCAUUUCAAUGGAGAUUAAAUGUUUAAAAUGACAUUUCAGGAUUAGGUGAAUUCCAUUGCUGUCAAUAUGAUUGAGGAUGAAAUCCCACUGAAGUGAAUGUAACGAUGAAAUAAUUUAACUGAAGCCCAUGCAGAGGAAUGUGAAGUAGAUUGUGUCUGAAAAUCAUCUCCUUUGCAUGUUUGAUUGACGGAUCAGGAUCUUGAUUGGAACGAAGAAAGUAGGAGUGUUAGAGGUUAAAGAAUUUAGGAAAACAGAGAAAGGAGGGAAGAAACGAAUAUAAUAGAUAGUUGGAAAAUCAAGGAAGGAAAAAGAACAUAGAGAGGGAAGAUGGAUUAAAGUAAGAAGUAAUAGACUGAAAGUAUGCUUGGCGGGAGGUGGAAGAAAUAGUAAGAACAUGUGCAGAGCCAUAAGGCCAAAGCCUGUAUGGUCCAAAAUGGUUUGAUUCAGAGAGUUUUCAAAGAAGAACAGAGCAGAGGAAAGAUUGAAAGUUUAUAAAUAUUUGGGCGGCAGUUGUUCUGUAGUAGGAGGAGGGUUGAAUGAGUGGGCUAUAUUGAUUGUAUUUAGUAACUUUGGGACUUACUUAAUGUGUUUCUUAUUCAAGAUGUUAUCACUUUCCAGCACUAAUAAUGAAGGCAAACUUCCAAAUCAAACUGUCAAUGCAUACUGAAGUAUAAUUAUAAAGCACAGUUUUAGGAGAUUGUCCUGGUGGUCAAGUAUAGAGAAGCAACAUCAAAAUUGUUCACAUGCCCCUUUAGAUCAUUCACUCACCCAACACAUUUUUGCAUAAGUAAUUACUUUAACGAUUAAUUGAUUAUCCAAAUAGUGGACGAUUAUUUUUGGUGCGAUUGACUAGUCAACUAGUCAACUAAUCGUUGCAGCUCUAAGGUCAAUAAUAAAUGGUAGUUGGCUUGUAAAUGUCAAAUAAUUGUAUGUGUAAAAUGUUUGUAAAACGAUUAAAGGGGAAAAUGGUAAAGCUGAAAUGAAAUAUGAUUUUUUUAAUAUGUGUAUAUAUAUAUAUAUAUACACAUAUUAUUAUAUAUAACAUGAUUGUUUUAUACUUUCAGGACCUUCAAGGUAAUUUGUGAUAAUGAGACGUUUCAACUAAUAAUAUACUUUGCUGAAUUAAAAUGUUGCAAUCUGUAGCCACUAUACCAAAAUGAGUUCUGUUCAUUACCAAAAGGUCAAUUUUAUAACUUUGGAUAAUUGUAGCUGCCUAUGUGUUACAUCAUGUUAUUGAGCUCCAGAGAAAUUAUCUCCUGGGCUCACAUGUAAGAUUUUGUCGUCCUCAUUCCAAAAAUGUAUUGCACCUCUUAUGUCUUCUUAACUGUGUGUAAGUGAACGCUGGGAGAGUGUCUGGUGAAGCUGUGCUGAGCUGCAGUAUAUUGUGAACAUUACAUGAAGGUGAAUUAUUGUUACUCCUCUGAUACUGGUACGCAUUUCCACAUGUAUGUUACUCUUCAAAAGCAUUAAUAUUGUAUGUAUUUGUUUUGUUAAUGAUAGUUAGUGUUGCUGCUUGAUUAUACCAGAGCCACAGAGGGUUGGGCCACUGUUACUACUGCUACUGCAAGAAACAGCUUUCGAUUUCACCAAAUUCAGUUUCUAGUUAUUUUAAAUUGGGAAGAAAAAAUCAAUGUUGGCAGUUUGCAUGGCAUGGUUAACAUCAAACGUUCUGUUAAUAUGGCUUUUUGUUUUUCGACAGUACACUAUGUGUUGCAUAGGCUGAAGGUACUAACCAGAGUCUGCUAUAUGAAGAGUUCUGGUACUCUUGGUUCUCCCUGUACAGAGACCAGAGUAUGAAGGAGCCAACUAAACAACCUCUCUGUCUUAGAAGUAUAAACAUUUUAUUAAACUGCUUGCAUCCAAAAAACAAAUCUUCUUUUGUAAUAUUGUAACAAUAACAAUGAUUUGCUAUUACUGUUUUUACUGCAUUUUAUAUUUCUGUAUAUACAUAACAUUUUUGCAUUAAAAUAUUCAUUUUUGCAUUAAAAUAUUCAUUUUAAACGAG
Molecule: messenger RNA, 8786 nt
Organism: Cottoperca gobio
Lineage: Eukaryota; Metazoa; Chordata; Actinopteri; Perciformes; Bovichtidae
Product: partitioning defective 3 homolog B-like
Biological process (GO): intracellular protein localization; microtubule cytoskeleton organization; establishment of cell polarity
Cellular component (GO): adherens junction; apical junction complex; apical plasma membrane
Molecular function (GO): phosphatidylinositol binding; protein binding
Source: RefSeq, a predicted model, not a curated record